Messenger RNA from Epinephelus fuscoguttatus (brown-marbled grouper), 8415 nucleotides. RefSeq lists its product as uncharacterized. NCBI's taxonomy places the organism in Eukaryota, Metazoa, Chordata, Actinopteri, Perciformes, Serranidae. Gene Ontology annotation, cellular component: nucleus. The transcript is spliced from 12 exons. The record is from RefSeq and is a predicted model, not a curated record. Bases 3043 to 4563 code for a protein of 506 amino acids. Gene Ontology annotation, biological process: positive regulation of DNA-templated transcription. Gene Ontology annotation, molecular function: double-stranded telomeric DNA binding.
AUGGAUCUCUUCCUAGGAAGUUUGAGCGAUCUGCAUGAAACUGGGUGAACAUAAUCUAGGGAGCAAUAUCUAAAGUUCCCUCUUGGCAAAAGUUGGAAAACUUCCUAAAACUGAGCUUCUAUAAGGCAAUGAAUAUUGCGGAGGGCGUGGCUCAUCACAUAAAGGUGUAGAACAUCUCAAGGGUUUCACCCAUCACCACGCAACUUUGUAGGCAUAUGACCACACAUAAUCUGAGGGGACCCCUCCAUUAUUGACCCCAUCAAACAAAAUGGGGGCGCUAGAGAGCUCAUUUCUUAUCUAGGCCUAACCGCCAUAUGGAUUUUUACUAAACUUGGUAGAUAUGUAGAACAGGACACCUCAAGGUGACUGGAGAAAUUUAACUCUAAUUGGCAACUGGGUGGCGCUAUAACAACAGAAAAAUGCUUCAAAAUGGCUAAAAUGUGACCGAUCGCUGUGGCUCCCCCUGUGGACCAAUGUUGGUGUUGUUUCUAAUGUUUGGUAUGACUAAGUCAUGGUAUGGUAUGCUGUACAUAAUCACGGAAACUGUCAGUGUGUCAUUCUGUCAGUCAGUCAUUCUGUCUGUCCCACGUUUUUCUACUCACUGACGUGGUCAAUCUAUGUGAAACUGCACAUAGGCAUUGAGGAUUGGCAUAGGUAGAAGGUGACAAAGCUACCAAUGGGUAUGGACUAGUCAGACACUAAUUCAUAAAAUGCUUGAACUGUUUUGUAGUUUUUAUAUGUUGUCCAGAACUGAGGAGGAGGUCCACAGUUCAGCUAAGCGUCUCUACAAUGGAUGACAUCUGGAAAGAGAGUACACAUCCACAUCAGCCCUAAGACGAAGUAUUCCUUUGGAUUCAGACCAUACAGACUGCAUGUGUCGGUGGCCUGACUGUGUGAAGCUGGACAAUUAAAUCUUGGUGUAUCAGAUUUCUCAGUAGCUGAUGUUUACUCUCCGCAGCAGCAGGCUGUCUGCAAGGUGCAAAAAUGCAAGGAGAGUGGGAGGCCCAAAGUAACCUCCAGCUCUGAGAGCUGACUAUAAGUGAUGUUACCCAGUUUGGGUACCAAGACAACAUGACAUAAUAUCAUUCAGACACUGGAGCAGUAUCACAUCACACGACGAGCUGUCUAAGUUCAACCCACCUGUAAGAGAGAGGUUGAAUUCUGGUCCCUCUGCAGGCUUCAGAGGACUGUACCAAAAUUAAUUAAUUUUACACUGAGAGGCACCCGGAUGGUGCAGGGGAAAAACAGCCCAGGCGCCAAACGCAGGGGAGAAUGUUUUGUUUGAAACAAAUUACCAAUUGUGUCAUUUUUUAGUCAUCAGUGGUAAAUCAGUGGUGACACUGCAUAAUUAUCUUCUCAUCUCUGUGUCAUAACACUUUGAAUUACAGCUGUGUUUGAAAGAUGCUGUGACACUAAAUAAACCUGUCUUGCCUAAAGCUCUUUGACUCAUAGUAAACCUGCAACUCCAAGCAAAAACAAUAUUUGAACCAGCAUGUAAAAUCAGUUUAGUCAACUAAACAAGAAAAGCUGGGCUAAUAUGUAUUAUCAGGCUGUAGGGUGCAAAUGAGAACUGAUCAGUGCGUAUCCACUAAAUGAUUCAUGAAACAAAGCAUUUACAAAUUUACAAGGUUCAUUUGUUUGUCAUUUUACAACACAGCUACACACACACACACACACACACACACACACAUACACAUACAAAUAUUUAAAAUCAGACAACUGUGAGGGAUUCCUGAGCAACCCUACACAUUGGCGCCUCCAAGAGGGGGCCGUGGCCCCAUGGUAAAAUUACUGGCCUCCCCACUGCUUCCCCUGGCAAAAAUAUUUGGAGGCUGACAUCACUGUCACUGUAAGAGGCUGUAGCACACUCAUAUUAAAGCUGGAGGUUAAGGUAGUGGUAUCUUAUUAAACUAGACAACCUAAGGCAUCCACUGCUACCACCGACGAUGGCAUAGCUUGUCUGCGAGCGGGGUAAAUAAUGCUCCAAAUCUGGGCUUAAUUUUGGCGACAGAACAACUAGCAUGGCCAUUUUUAAAGGGUCCCAUGAAUUCUCAUGUCAAGAUGUCUGAGUGGGUACCGUCAAGUCUCCCCAAACAUUAGUAGGAUGCUCCCAGUUUGGUUCCAGUGCUCUCCUCCUUCAAAUUAAACCAUAUAUAUACCCAUAUAGGACCAUAUAUAUAGCCUCUGUACUUGAACAGCGAUCAAAUUCCUGAAAUGUAGUGAAGACUCUUGGUUUUGGUGUGUUUCAGUGGCCCCAUCUGGUCACCUCUGUAAAGUUCUGGGUGCACCACUGACCCCACAGCAUGUCAUGAGGUGAAAUCUUUUCCAGUGUUUUAAAGUAAACUACUUAUGUGUUGUUUGUUCUAUUUACUUUUUCUUUAAAUGCUUGCAAAUAAGAAAGGCAGCUUACAUCUGCAGACAAACGCACUUCUGUGUCGGGUGGUGCUGCGUCAAGGCAGAUAUAUUUAGUGACACAUUUUUCUUUAGCUGACCAAAAUAAAACUAUUUAACUGUUAAAAAUAUAAUGUCAAUAAACUAGAUAUAUGAGAGAGCACUGUUUGUUUUUUAAUUUCCAAAUAAUGUUGCCCAAAUGUAAAAUUAACUUUUAUUUGUGCUCACAGUGCUGUUUACAGUGAGACAUGGUAUUUUUAAAGUACAGUAUAACCGGAAAUGAUGAUUAUGAUUCUCGCUGCCUUGACAGUGGUGUCGGGUGAGGGGUCAUAAAUUGAGACAGACUCCCCACAUUUGCAUACACUAUUUCCCCACUGCAUAGCUGAAAGACAAUAUGACCCUGCACCGUUCACCCUCUGCUCGUUAAUCCGCCGCCUGCUGCGGACCGAGGAGUUACUUUCUGUAGCGGGUUUCGGGCGGACCUCCACUUUCUCCACAGUUUUCACCAUCUUCCCUCUCGGUCCAGCCGGCUGCCGCUGUCUCCCCACAGCACCGGGAGCAUGCUAAUGGAGGCAGCUUAACCGCGACACACUGCAGCACGUCUCCUGUGUGACUCUGUAGAGGUCCAGCCGAGCUGAACUCCGCGGAGCCAUGCGACAGUGGUGUGUCCCCGCUGCGACCCCGCGCACUGAACCACUCCCGGGGCGCCUGUCUGUGUCACCCCCUCCUCCAGAUGCCAGGAUGGAGUGCUGUGAGGUGGAGCCGCGCUACACCAUCGAGCAGAUCGACCUCCUGCAGCGCCUGCGUCUAUCCGGCAUGACCAAACCUCAGAUCAUCCACGCUUUGGAGUCCCUGGAGAGGCUCGACCCGGACCACCGCCCGUCGCACUGUGACUCCCAACCUGCCCCGUCCAACAACACCCCCACCACAGCCGCUCCGGCCCCGUCCUCAUCUUCAUCCUCCUCCUCCUCGCUCUCCUUAGCCUCUGCUACCACGCAGACCUCCGGCCUUGACGGCGCCGCUCUGUCCCCUAGCAAUAGCUACGAGGCCUCGCCUCCGCCCCUCUACCCUCCCAGUGUGGCGGUCCAGCGGUCAUUCAGCUACGACAUGAUGGGAGAGGAGGAGUGGGACCUGGAGGAGAAGGUGGAGGAGUACAUGAGGAGAGACAGCAACCUGGUGAAAGAAGAGAUCAAAACUUUCCUCAACAAUCGCAGGAUCUCUCAGGCCAUCGUAGGCCAAGUUACAGGCAUCAGCCAGAGCUACAUCUCUCAGUGGUUGCUGCAGCAGGGCCUGGAGAUGAGCGACUCCAAACGCAGAGCUUUCUACCGCUGGUACCUGCUGGAGAGGAACAACCCAGGGCUGAGGUGGAGUGAAAGCCAGCACAGCGUGAGCCCCAUGCCCAGGGCCAGGGGAGGGGACAGAGACGGGACGGUAGCAGGGGCAAGCGGCAGCCUCCCCAACCCCAACACCAACCUCAACCCCAACCCAGUGUGGAGCAGGCAGAGAGAGCUGCUGAUGCACUUGCUGCCGUGGUACACUGCUGCUGCCGCGGCCGCCCAAGCCCAGCCAGGGGCCACUUUGUCAAUGCGGUCUCUGGUGAAGGAGGAACCUGAUUGGAGGACGGGGAUCAUGGCAGGCGACAGAGCAGGGAUGGUGGGCGGACCUCUGAGGCUGCGCAGAGGAAGCCGGUUCACCUGGAGGAAGGAGUGUCAGUCAAUCAUGGAGAGCUUCUUCAUGGAGAACCAGUACCCAGAUGAAGCCAAGCGAGAAGAGAUUGCCAACGCCUGUAACUCUGUCAUUCAGAAACCAGGCUGUAAGCUGUCAGAGUUUGAGCGUGUGACGGCGUUGAAGGUGUACAACUGGUUUGCCAACCGUCGGAAGGAGAUGAAGAGAAGAGCGAAUAUCGAAGCUGCCAUUUUGGAAAGCCAUGGAAUUGAGGUGCCAAGUCCAAGCUGCCACUCAAACGGUGAGGAAGGAGAGAUGCACGAGUUUGGCGAUCAGGUGAAUCAUCGGUUCUCAGAGCAGGAAGAGACAUCUUCCCACAGGAUUGCUGACCAACAAGACCCCUCCUCAUUGGCUACUACAGAGGUCGCAGCCCUGCCGAGCCCCACCCCUCAGGUCCUGGAUCAGAAAGAGGAGGAUUCAAAAAGGGAGACUGUGGAUGAAGAGUGACCAAAGCCGGUGGAGUUUGGAUCGUAUUUGAAUUUUAAUCAGAUGAAAUAGGAAAACAAUAAGUGUCUCCUCCUCCACACGUAGGGCCUUUGGGGCCUGUGGCACCCGAAAAUCAAAGGGAGAGGGGUGCUGAGGCUCGCUGAGGUGCCUCUGAUGGUAAGGAGACCACUGUAUUUAUCAACAGUAAUCCUGCUUAUAUUAACGGCAAUAUACAGUAUAUAUAUAUAUCAAUAUAUAGUGCAUUCCAAGAUGGUAUUAAAAAGCCUAAAAUCCUUAGAGGGAGAAUUAUGUAAAAGAUACCUCGCCCAUUUUAAGCUAAGCCUUUUCUUGUUUCUUUGCUACAUGCCUUCUUUUAGCCUUUUCAGAGCGCUUGUUUGAUGGACUGUGGUGCCACGAGCGUGCUGAGCCUGCAGGUCAGGUGUGUUUGGGUGUGGGGUUAAAGUACGCUAUCAAGUAUCCAGUUAAUGGUGAUACGAAUGCCCUGCGCUUGCUUGAAUGUCUUUGACCCAUCUGGUUCGUAAGACUCUAACCUCAAUCAAUCGAUUGAUUCAGUCAGUCGAUCAAUCAACGAGUGCUGUUAUCAAAUCCGUAAAGCCCUGAGGGACAACUGGAAUCUCAGGAAAUCCCAAAAAAUGGUGGAUAAGGACAGUGAAGAGUUGUCUUAACACCCGCUUUUUUUUCUUCAUCUUGAUUUUCCUCAUCAUAACUGUGUUUAACCAAAACAGGAUGUGUUAUUUAUACCUUUUUAUAUUAGCAAGACAAGCCUAAGACAAUAUAUCAUCGUAUCUCUUUGUCAUCGGUCUUCUUUGUUAUACUGAAUGCUGCUGUUUGUUUGGUCAUUUUUGGAGGAUAUCCUCAUUUCAAAGUCUGUCUCAAUCCUCAACUCAGCCAGUGAAGCUAGACUACACACACAGGUCUACUCAGUUUAUGUUUUUCUUUAACGUUUGAAAGAACGCUAAAACAAAUGUGAUCAAAAGUGAUGCGUUAGCUUACACGCUACAAGCACCUUCUCUCCUAUUGGAAUAAGCUAAAGCUUAAGCUCCUGUAAGUUUGUAUGACUGCAAAGCUGCACUUCAAAGUGGAUCUCACUAUAACUGAAAGAGGGAAGCGUUACCGACUACCUGCAUUUGGGCCUCGACAUGUACAUAACCCAGAGAAUAUACACGUCUGUGGGUGCUUUCCUUCAAAUUACAUUAGCACUAUAUAGAAACUGUUAUUUGUCAAACUUGAAUAGCUUCCUUAAAAAACUUCACUUACAAAAUGAUCAUUUGUGUGUCAGUUACUUACUACAUGUGACUUUGAAUUUGUGAAGGAAACUGUUUUUUUGGCAUGUCUUUAUGGUGAACGAAGAAUCCAAAAAAUGCAAACAUUCCUCAUGACUCAAAGUAAACUGGGACCACAUUUAACAACAACAAAACUAUAUCACAAAAACAUCUAUUCACAAACUGUCACAGAACUCAUGCAGUAUAAUCCAAGUCUCAUUUAUCCAGGUUGUAUGCUCAGUGUCUCCCAAACACAAUUCAGAGUUCCCACAGUCAUGGAAAACCUGGAAAAGUCAUGGCAUUUGUAAAAACCUUUGAAAGUUUUGGAAAAGUCGUGGGAUUUUGUUGUGUGUGAUGAAAUUGUUUCAGUAAUUUUCCAUGGAUAAGCUUUUACGUAAUGUAACAAAAAGGCAAAUCUAUUUAAUGUAGCGGUCGACAUCACGUAGCUCAGUUAUGUGUACUGUUUUGUUUACCAUCAGGUAUGUUUGUGUAUUUUUUCCCGUGUUUCGUCUUUCUGAAUGGAGUAUAAGUCUGAUAUGUUUGAAAAACCCUGGGCAAGUGGGGCAAAAAAAUAUGAGUCCUGAAAAAGUCUAGGUCAGGGUGCUAUACAUUGUACUUCUGGGAACAUUCUGGUCCCCAGAUUUUGCUGCGGAGUGAGCGCUCCUGAUGGAGCGGCACAGAGGAGGAGAAACAUUCUAGCUGUGAGACAACAUUAUCUUCUCUCUUCUGCUUAGAAGUGGUGAGGUUACAGCUCAGAGCAACUUAAUACAACACAGUGUCUGGCUUUUGUUUGAUGUCGGCUAAAAAUGAUUCUGAUCCACUGUUAGUGCCGUCAGCUGGUUUACUAUAUAACAUGGAUGCUGUUGUCACACUGAACGUCCCAGUGAGCCCUGUUCAAACUUUACAUCUUUAUAAAGGAAAAAAAACAAAGGACGAAUAGUUGAAUAUUUGUAUUUAACGCCAAAUCUGAUUUGACUGACAUAAUUGUCAUUUGGGUACAGCCCUAGAAAAGUCAUGGAAAAGUUUAGAAAUUUUGUCCAUAAAAAUGUGUGAAAACCCUGACACAUGCAUUCUCACUAAAACAUAAAGAUUUAAAACACUCAAGCCGUGAGCAUUGUGCGCCACUUGGCCGUGCAUUAGACUGUUUGUACUGACAUGUUUUAAAUCGAAAUUUUUCUGCCCCCACACCAGUGACAGCUGGGGCCGCAGGCAUCCAGUUUUCUGGUUGUGGCACAAAUGUCCACUUGAAUAAAUGAUGAACAGAGUAGAAUUUGGUGGUCAAAGAUCAAGGUCACUGUGACUGUGUCCAUCUCAUUCUCAAGAACACAAUAUCUCAAGAACCCCUUGAGGAAAUUUCCUCAAAUUUUUGGCAUAAAUGUCCACUUGGACUCAAGAAUGAAUUGAUUUGAAUUUGGUGGUCAAAGGUCAGUGUGACCCCACAAAAAUGUCAACUUCACUGUGACGUCAUCAUGUUUUCUGGCCAUUAUUCAGCGUCGUAUCUCAGGAACAGAAGGGGAGACAUUUGGGCAGAUACUGAAUUUGUGACACAAAUUUUUUGAAACUGUGCUGAUUGUAUAGAUCCUCUGUGCUGUUGGGUUGAAUUAGUGUGUGAAGCAUCUUCAUUUUAGAAUAUGAAGUUUCUUUACAGCAACAUCUGUACUUUUUGUCAACUGUCAUAGCUACAUAUGAGUCUGGAUGGACAUGGAUGUAAAUUGUAACUUAACUGGUUAGCAAAGGCAUACAACCAUGAGGUGGCAAUUGUAGUUUAAAUGCAUGUGUUUGGGAGACACUGAGCAUACGACUGGAUAAACAAAACUUGGAUUAUACUGCUUGAGUUGUGUGAGGGUUUGUAAAUGGAUGUUUUGAUACAGUUUUGUGUGUUGUUAAACGUGCUCAUCAUUUACUUCAAUUCAUGAAGCAUGUUCGCCCUUGAUGGAUCCUCCGUUCAUCAUAGAGGUAUGCAAGAACAACACAUUUUUCUUCAGUAAUUCAAGGUAACACACGACAAGUAGUUGUUACACAAAUGCUCAUUUUGCAGGUGAAGUAUUCCUUUAAACUCUGCAUUACUUAGUCCCCUAUAUUUACUGGCCCAAGGCCGUGGGAGUUACUCCCCAAAUGUCCAUGAAAUGGACAAAGGCGCUUGUUCUUGGCCCCCAACAGGGUGCUACCAUGUUACCUCCUAAUGCCAAAGCUAUGCCAAGGUAGAGAUGAGCUACUGUGCUCCCAGGAACAGGAUAUGACACAGUCACGACACUAUAGAUAUACAGUACAUAGAUGUUUAUUUGCUCAGUACAACACUAGCCAACUCUAGCUUACCUCAGAAUAUCUCUGUGUCAUGAAUGUGUGACGGGCUAUCUGUCAUACAAGUGACAGCAGCCAUUAUUGUGACUGUUGACGAUACGGACAGUGUUAUGUAGCAUUUAUGACAGUGGGGUUUGCCCUGUGUUGUUAAUAUAUACUCACCUCAGACAGUUCUCUCGUCCGGCUUUGGACAGGAACCCCAAAGCUGCACGCUGUUUCUGAUUAUUCUGCUCCUCUAUCUGCUUUUAUCUGACAACGAGAAAACAAUAACAAUAAUAAAAUUGUAAAC